Messenger RNA from Penicillium pulvis, 3003 nucleotides. RefSeq names its product C2H2-type zinc finger protein. The transcript is spliced from 7 exons. The coding region runs from base 1 to 3003 and encodes 1000 amino acids. NCBI's taxonomy places the organism in Eukaryota, Fungi, Ascomycota, Eurotiomycetes, Eurotiales, Aspergillaceae. The record is from RefSeq and is a predicted model, not a curated record.
AUGGCCCAGAAUGUACCUCAGAAUGUACCACAGUCGCCAUUUGACCGCGCGCUCAACAUCUUCAAGAAAGACCUGACCAAGCGGGACAAAGAGAAUUUCAAAAUAGCAACCUUUCAAGACCUUCAAAAAAGCAUCGAUGAUCUUCAGAAAACACAUCAAUCGACACGUCGGAUUCAAGACCUAAGUCGGUUGGGCGUCUUUCUAGAGGCUAUUGAGCAAUACACCAAGGUCGUGGAACCAUUCUGUAACAGCAAUGAGAUUGUAGCGUUUAUUCUGGGGCCUAUUAAGUUCCUAUUGCUGGUCGCAAGUUCGUACCAGAAAGCAUUCCAGGAGCUUGUCAACACCUAUGAGUCUCUUGGGGAUAGUAUUCCUCUUCUACUUCAAUACCAGGAACUCUUUCGCACCAAGCCUCACAUGACCAGAGUGCUGUCGCUCAUGUACGAAGAUAUCCUCAGUUUUCAUCGACUUGCCAUGAAAUAUUUCCAACAACGUCUAUGGAAACAACUCUUCGAUGCAACUUGGCCCAGUCAUAGGUCCCGUUUUGCAUCCGUUAUCGAAAACCUGGCUAGACAUCGGACGUUAAUCGAACGACAUGCCACACUCUCUCAAAUCGAGGACUCUCAGGAAUCACAGCGUCUGGCAAAUGACCGGUUUGAUAUAAUGAUGCAGAACGAAGACAUGACACGAGCGGUUGUGGUUUCCCAAUGGCUGAAAUCUCCGCAUACGGAUGUUGAUCAGUAUAAUUUUACCAAAGUCCGGUUGGAUUACCCUGAUUCUGGCAAAUGGCUACUCGAUAACCAGUCGUUCCAAGAAUGGUUUGAUCCUAGUUUUCCUAAAAUUCCCCCUCUUCUUUGGAUUAGUGGGAUUCCAGGAUCAGGUAAAACCAUUCUGGCUUCUUCUAUCGUAGAACAAGCCCAAAGGCUUUCUACGAAGCCCACGGUUCUCUUCUUCUAUUGUAAACAUGACGAUCCUGAGCAUGACAACUUCCUGUCGCUUGCACGCGGAAUCUUGGCUCAAAUCCUGCACCAAGACAAAGACCUGCUGACUUAUUUCUAUGAAGAGCGCAGCAAGAGUAAAGAGGCGGUCCUUUCGGUUCCGGAUCAAGUUCGGAGACUUUUGGCCCUUGCAUUCCAAAGAUGCAAGAAUACAUACAUUAUCCUUGAUGGACUGGAUGAGUGCAAGCGCGAUGAUCGCAAAGAGAUUGUACAGUGGUUUAUCAGACUUGUCGAGAAACUUCCGGUCAACGAGUCAUCCAGAAUACGAUGUCUCUUCACCAGCCGAGAUGAUGGUCCUGGCCGCAAGGAUUUCGACGGCAUGUUCUCUUUGAGUAUUCGACAAGAAGAUAUGCGGGAAGACUUGCAGCACUAUUGUCAUUUUCAAGCUGAAAAGUUGAAGACAAAACUGUGGUUGUCACUAGACAGGACACAGGAGAUUUCCGAAACUGUUUUCAAGAGAGCUGGAGCAAUGUUCCUCCUCGCAAGGUUGAUCUGGGACUCGUUGCUGGAAGCCACAUCCAUCGAGAGCUUGGAGGAGCAGUUGGAUCCGACCAGGCUCCCGGUCGAUAUUUACGAUGCGUAUGUAUAUCCGACUCAUUUAUCAUUAUGGCACGAUUCCUUUGCACUUGGUUUGAGUGGUUUGGCUGACAUUUUGUUCAGCUUCCUCGUUGACGAGCGGAUUGUCGACCCAUUGUACGAUGAUAUAGAAAUGGGAUCUCUAUGCCUCAGCUACCUGAAUCUGCCUGUGUUCAUGGAUUCCAUCACCAGCAAUGCUGCUUCCCAAGGCGAUUAUGGUCUUAUGGAUUAUGCGGUCAUCUACUGGAUCAAACACCUUGAUGGCGUCAUUGGAGAGGCUAGUCGACGAAUGACAAGAGCUAAGCUGCAGGACAGUCAUCGCGCUCAAGCCAUCUCGCAAGAGCAAGAUAGGUCUAUUAUUUACCCAACUUUGCAAGAGGAUAAUUAUCCACAGGCCAUAUCUCCCUUUGCUGAGGCUCUGGGUGUCUUUGUUGACGAACAUUGGGUCGAGCCCAAGAUUUCACUAGAGGUUUCUUCGCGGAACAAGAAGAAACUGCAAGUCUUCGAAGACAGAGAUUUUUACGAAAACUUGGAACAGAUAUAUGUCUUCACGAGGAAACAACUUCACUCCUUUGGCGCUCUGAAAAAGGACGAAAUCUCCACAGAUAUCGCUGACAUCGUGCGUGAGGUCCGGGAUGAGAUUGAAAAGGCCUUCACCAGUGCCAUGGACAAGUCGUCAAAGGAUUCAGUUGUUGAAAAAUACGGCGAGAAUCUGUUCAAAUGCCCGCGGCUAAGCUGUCGGUCAUUUACAUCCGGCUUUGCCACUACCGACGAGCGAGAUCAUCACGUUGAAUGGCACGAUCUCCCAUUCAGAUGCAACGACAAAAACUGCAUUACCGGUUUUGACAUUGGCUUUGCCAACCAGACUCAAUAUAAAAGGCACAUGAGGAUCUAUCACCAAUCCACAUUUCCACAACACGAACAAUUUCCAACAGAUAAGGAGAUCCAGCAAAGCAAGCAGGGAGUAAUACAAAAUAAGCAGGCCAGAACACAGCCUGCCCCAGCUUCAAGCAGUACCCGCCCGCCAGAUCCAACCCUUCAAGGGGACACGGCAGCCAUUUCAGGGCCAGAAGAAUCCUCAUCUUCAGACUCAGAGCCACCAGAAAUUCGGCCUCUCCCACGGGUCGAACUACAGCCCGAAGAUCUCAAGUGUCCAACUUGUUCCCGCGAGUUCACAAAACUAUAUAACCUCCGUUCACAUAUGCGUGUCCAUCAGACAAUUCGGCCUUUCUCGUGUGAAUUUUGUCCGAAGACUUUUACCAGAAAGAAUGAUUGUACUAGACACAGAAAAAUUCAUUUGGGAACUAGGGAUUGGGUUUGUGGUGGGUGUCAGCAAGCGUUUUCGCGGUCAGAUGUGUUGAAUACGCAUUUCCAGUCCCAGAAAGGUCAGGCCUGUCUUCAAAUGAUUGCUCAACAGCAGCAAGAGAAUUAA